This is a messenger RNA of Haliotis rufescens (red abalone), 545 nucleotides long. RefSeq lists its product as uncharacterized. The transcript is spliced from 3 exons. The record is from RefSeq and is a predicted model, not a curated record. NCBI's taxonomy places the organism in Eukaryota, Metazoa, Mollusca, Gastropoda, Lepetellida, Haliotidae. The coding region runs from base 129 to 485 and encodes 118 amino acids.
AUCUAUCCCGAUCUUUGGUUAACACAGAAGUCUGAUAUAAGGUACAUGGUAUACACAGUGUAUAUAAACGGUGCCAUACUUUGGUAGAAUUACCGGAAAAUCAAGGUGUGCUCUCUGCAAAUCCAAACAUGAAGGUCCUCGUCAUCCUUGCAGUCGUUGUUGUCGUUGCUUCCGCCAGAACCCUAACCAGGGCCAAGAGGUCAAACAGGAAUCGUGACGACAACGUCAUGAACGCCGCUAAAUCAAUCAUCGCCUCUGCAAACGACGUGGAUAAGCAGAACAACAAGGACAAGAGAGAUUAUGAAUAUUACUACGCCAAAUACAACUACGAUAACUACGGAUUGUACGCAGUUGGUGCUGUGGUUGACUAUGGAUACGUGGAUUAUUCUGCAACCGGGUUGUAUUACUAUGACGUAUCCCAGGACGAUAUUAACCAGAAGUUGGCCGCGAAAGAGGCAAAGAAACAGACAGAAGGCGCUGAGUAGCUCGAGACAACAUGUCACGACAAACAUUCUGACUUGUAACAAUAAAGUGUCUGAAACAUU